AAAUUUGGCGAUGUUCAAUCUCACUUCCGCCUUCGGAUUCAGAAAUUAUGCCAACUUUUCUCAGCACAUCAGACAUGCGAGUGGAACCUUGAUUCUCGGGAGCAGAAGACGUCAUGUCGGGUCUGAUUUGAAUCUCGCGAGUCGCCUGCUGAAUGCCAAUCGCAUCGAUCUCCAGUUUAUGUGGCUCGCACUUACGGGGAGGAAAACCCUGCUUCGGAGGUAAUUGUGAAUUCAACUUACAGUCGGGGAAUUCUUCCGACAGAACGCGUGGAAUGCCGCCGGCUGCCGUAGAAGAGUUUCGUCCAAUUUGAAUAAAAGCUCGCCGAGAUUGGGCCACCAGUGGCAUGCCAAUGAGCCGCAGUCGCUGCUACUGGACACUGGAUCGCCAUCCAACAUAAAUAGUUGGCAUCUUCGCUGGGCCAGUACACUCACCAUGGAUCUGCUCAAGAGGCACCUGCUGCUCCUGGCCAUCGCAGCUUACCUGUGCGCCUGCGUUCAGGCCACGAUCACCAUCCAGAAAGUCAAGCCAGCUCUCCCGGAUCCCAGCCAGCUGCUGGCCAAGCUACCGCCUAAGCCGGACUUCCUCAAGGAUCCCUCCAAGCUACUGGCCAAGAUCGCGCAAUCCAAGCCACCUCUCCCGGAUCCCAGCCAGCUGCUCGCCAAGCUGCCGCCCAAGCCCGCCUUCCUCAAGGAUCCCAGUCAACUGCUCUCCGCCCUGCCCGCCAAGUUCGUGAAACCAAAACCUGUGUUCAUAAAGCCGGUAAUCGUGAAGCCGGUGGUGGUGAUCAAGCCCGUGGCGGUUGGUGGAGGUGGCGGUGGAGGGGGUCACGGCCACGGACAUCACGGACAUCAUGGACACCAUGGCAAGAACUAGCUAUAAUAACCUUACAGAAAAGUAAAUAAUUAUUUAAAGUACAACUGUGACAACCUAAAAACCACUUCAUGUAAAAAGUUUAAUAAAAUCUAGUGAUAUGCUUAACAAAA
Molecule: messenger RNA, 984 nt
Organism: Drosophila yakuba
Lineage: Eukaryota; Metazoa; Arthropoda; Insecta; Diptera; Drosophilidae
Product: chorion protein S38
Exons: 1
Coding region: 434-874 (146 amino acids)
Source: RefSeq, a predicted model, not a curated record